Asterias rubens (European starfish) is the source of this 694-nucleotide messenger RNA. RefSeq lists its product as uncharacterized. The transcript has 2 exons. The record is from RefSeq and is a predicted model, not a curated record. Bases 16 to 558 code for a protein of 180 amino acids. Lineage: Eukaryota; Metazoa; Echinodermata; Asteroidea; Forcipulatida; Asteriidae.
UCAUUCUAGUUCAGUAUGAAAGAUCAGCAGGACGAAAUGAAAGCGGAGAUUUCUCAGUUGUCAGAUAAAGUUGGAGAACUGGUCAAUGUAGAUGAACCGACGUUCAAGAAAAACAUCAAGGCUAUAGUGAGAGAGGAAAUUUACGAAGCCAAGGAAAGAGAUUUGAGGAAGAACAAUUUAGUGAUCACAGGUCUCAAAGAGAUCCCUGAUGAAGAAGGCAAUAGUGACGGUAGCUCAGAUGAAGAGGAUUUAACCAACACCGGUCCCUCAACCAGUAAUAAGCGUACUGUCGAACAUUUGAUUCACACGGUAUUAGGGUUGAAGAAUGUUGUGGUCAUCUCGGCGGAAAGGCUUCCGAGGGUGCGAAUACUGGAUCAUAGAAGACUUGUCAUCGCUUCUGUAGCCACUAAGGACAUGAAACAUCAAGUGCUCAGAGUUUCCAAGAAGCUUAGCGAGAAGAAAGGCUGGGAAGACGUUUUCAUCGGUCCUGACCGAACAAGAAAGGAAAGGGAAGAAGACAAGGCCCUCGACGUGAGAGUGGUGAAAGGAUCCUCGUGAUAAAAAAGGGACAGAUCAUCUCCCUCGAAGGAGAAGCCCAACUCCCGAGGAACGCAGAUCAAGAGUCAUCAAACAAAGCCCAUACGACAACAUUUCGGGAUGCGCCCCCCUCAGCAUGAUCACAAGAGGAAUCAGA